GAGGGCGGGGCCGGGCGCGGAGCAGGAGCAGAGCGCGGCUGCAGGGUGAGCAGCAAGCAGCGGGGAGACACAACCCUCCGCCCCAGUCAGCCUCCGCGUGUGUUCCCUCAGUCGGGAGAGCGCCAAUGCCGGGGCCGACCCAAACCUUGUCCCCAAAUGGCGAGAACAACAACGACAUCAUCCAGGAUAACGGGACUAUCAUUCCUUUCCGGAAGCACACAGUGCGCGGGGAGCGGUCCUACAGUUGGGGAAUGGCAGUCAAUGUGUAUUCUACCUCGAUAACCCAGGAGACUAUGAGCCGGCAUGACAUCAUCGCAUGGGUUAAUGACAUCGUGUCUCUAAACUACACAAAAGUGGAACAGCUCUGUUCAGGAGCGGCCUACUGCCAGUUCAUGGACAUGCUCUUCCCGGGCUGUAUUAGUUUGAAGAAAGUAAAAUUCCAAGCAAAGUUGGAGCACGAGUAUAUCCACAACUUUAAACUUCUGCAAGCGUCCUUUAAACGGAUGAACGUUGAUAAGGUAAUCCCGGUGGAGAAGCUGGUGAAGGGGCGUUUCCAAGACAACCUGGAUUUUAUUCAGUGGUUUAAGAAAUUCUACGAUGCUAACUAUGACGGGAAGGAGUAUGAUCCUGUUGAGGCUCGACAAGGGCAGGAUGCAAUUCCUCCCCCUGACCCUGGGGAGCAGAUCUUCAACCUGCCCAAGAAGUCUCACCAUGCAAACUCCCCCACAGCAGGCGCGGCUAAGUCGAGUCCGGCCGCCAAGCCGGGAUCUACACCUUCUCGUCCCUCGUCUGCCAAAAGGGCUUCGUCCAGUGGCUCCGCAUCCAGAUCUGACAAAGAUUUAGAAACGCAGGUCAUACAGCUCAACGAACAGGUUCAUUCACUGAAACUCGCCCUGGAAGGUGUGGAGAAAGAGAGGGAUUUCUACUUCGGGAAGUUGCGAGAGAUUGAGCUGCUGUGCCAGGAACAUGGGCAGGAAAACGAUGACCUCGUGCAGCGACUAAUGGAAGUGCUGUACGCUUCCGACGAACAGGAGGGCCAAACAGAGGAGCCGGAAGUGGAGGAGCAAACCCAUGACCAACAGCCGCAGCAGCAAGAAGAGUACUGAACCAUCUCAUCCGUUCUCGACGAUUCCAUCCUGCGUGGGGACUUUUCUUCUGGAGAAUUGGAACGCGUGUGUGGGCUGGAGCGCAGUAGAAACCAGCUGCUCCCAACCUGUUCCCAUCGACAGUGAUCUUGCACCCUCCAGCCAUUGCUCUUGGUUCCCACUUCUCUGCCAAGACGCGUUAGCAGAUGGCUAUUCUGGUCAGCUCCCUGCCAGGUCAUAGGCUCACCUUCAACUUCACCACCUGGCUGCUUGAGACUGGUUCUGCUCCUCCCUCAUAACUAUUUCCCACCCCAACACCACCACCACCACCACCACCAUCACCACCACCACCACCACCACCCCUUUUUAUCCUGGUGUGAAACAAUGGUAAUUUGAUAUAUGGUAUUUAUAUUGGCAUUUUUCAACCCAGUGUCAGUAGAUGUCACGCGAAUUUGUGGUGCUUUGAUGUUUGCGAGUCUAACCUCCUCUCAUAAAUUUGGUCAGAUGAUUAAUUGGAACAAAGGGAAACAGAUAUUUGAUAUGAAAGCCAUAUGACAGUAGCUUGUGUCAUGGGGAAAACAGUUUUCUCCCUCUACUCACAACACUAAAGGGAAAAAAAUGGAUUCAGAACUAUGACUUCAGGGCCCAGCAGUGUUGAUAGAGCAGCAUAUUAGACAACCACACAGUCGUUAGUUUUCAGACAUUCGCUCCACAGACAAUACCAUCUCAGCUCUGCCCUUGCUCUGUGUGUCCCUGCCUCCCCCUCCCCCUGGUUCUCCUGUUAUUUUCUUUCUCAGGGUCCUUUCUUUGGUGGGGGGUCCACUCCCCAAAAGAUGUUGUCAUUGGCAAUCUGCAGUUGCAAAGGGGAUAGGGUGGUCUCAGAAGGCACAAGGCUUCCUGCCUCAUCCCUCUUUUCUCCUCGUAAGGGCUUCAACCCAAGUCCUCCAGUUCACAUUUAAGGAAUCUAUACUAGAGGGGAACUUGAGGGAGCGUACCCUACACGCCAGCCUUCGCUCGGUGCUGGCUGCCAGGGUUGAUCGAUACCAUGAUUUCAAGGGAGAAGAGUGGCCGUACACAAAAAUGCCAAUGACCCCCAUCACCUUCUGGAGUGAGGACUCCACCCUCUCUGCAACAAGGGGCCCUCCUUGUCACUGACAUUUGCUAAACCACAGCAAUUCAUAAACGGGAAACAUUAGUGAAUUGAAAGCAUUCCUUGUUUUUAACUAAUAUUUGCACAUUUUCUUAGUCUCCUUCCUGAUGGUCGCCUGUCCUCCCCUCUUGACAGAUGGCAUUCUUUCCCAACUCCCUCCGUUUUAUUCGAUUUUAGCUUUAGGUUUGCUGUCCCUCGUCAUAUGGCCAGCAAGUGCAGAAAAAAAAAAGAAACAAAUGUGCCCACCCCACCUUCCACUUAAAAAAAAAAAGUCUCAAAAUAAAUUUCUGAAUUAUGCAUCAUAAAGCUUUGAAAUUUCUUUAUUAAUUGAUGGGAUACUAACCUUAAAUCCUAGCGUUGAAGCUUUCCACCAAGAGAAAGCUUUGCAAAAUAAACCUUCGCGGCAGCGUUGUAUAUAACUGAGGCCCAUGUGGAAAAGAUGGCUUGUAUUUUUGAAAUGAUCACGACACACUGUGCAGAAGCGGACAGUUGUUCCAUGGCGUCUGGUUCUCCUUCCUUCUCUCUCCUGCUCACUCAGCCCUGCAGCGCAGCGCAUCUCUCUGAGGCUGGAAAGCCUCGCCCCUCGCAGUGACGUCCUCCCACGCCUGGCCGCGGUAGUGGCUGUGCUCCACGCGUCAGGCUUCGUGGUUUGUUGCUCUCCUGAGCCUUUUUUAUUCACUCGCUUUGUUUUUGGCUUUUUAAUGGCUAUUCUAAAGAGGUACAAUGAGCAGCUAUUCACAGACCCCUGGGUGGUUCCUGAACCUGCCCAGGACGUCUUAGCACCCAGGGCUGGGGGAUUCAUGGCCACACUCCUGAGUGGGUACCGGGAAUCGGGAUGGGUCAGGAUCGUUCCUCUCCCAGUGCCUCUCGCUGGAAGCACUCUUCCUUUCCACCUCCCUGGACUACUAAGCUGGAGACCUACUGGCCACAUGUCCGAAAAGAAUGCUCCCCAGCUGGUGUACUCCAUUCUCCUUCCUAGUGGCUCACGCCAGACCAUUCAUCCGCUCCUGUCCGUGUGCCCAUCGUAAAUAUCUGGUGAUAUGUCCCAGAUGGUGCCAUGGAUGCUUUGGGGAACCCUUCGUAGUUAUUUCCACCCCUGCCUCUGGGCACCCACUACUCAUGAAUGGCGGAACAUUCAUUGUCUUAUCUCAGCAUUCAGGGGACACAGUCCUCCAAGCCCCAGCCCAGCCAUCGAACAUCACACUGGGUCCAGAGGCAUCCCAGCAUGGGUCCCUGCUCCUCCCUCUCAAGAAGUUGGUUUUUUUUUUUCCUCAGUUUCCCCGCACCCACUGUUGGCUGGAAGGGCUUCCAUUACCACUGUCAGAUUGGAAGUGAUCGAAGCAGGGGAUGAAGAGAGAGCUCACAUCCUAAGUAUAGAGAAGCAGGAAAAAAAACGUUCAAAAGACAAACACCCUGUUGAACUGAGAGAAGUAAACUCCAGAAGGGAACCAAGAUUUCCUCCCUUUCCUGGUGUUUCCAUUAUUCCGUUAAGGUUUAAUAUGCAUUCAGAUUACUUUACUAAAUAGUACACCAUAAAGCUUUUGUUAUAUAUUAAAUGUAAACUGAAAGGAAUGUAAACAUAUGUAUUGUUAAUUAUAAAUAUCGAUAAGUAAUGGCAUACUAGAUGAAGAGGUCUUAUUCAGACGCAUCACAUUCAUUUUACAUUGCCCACCUAUUGUCGCAUGGUAGGAUAGCUUUUUGUCUCUGAAUAUGUGAAUAACUUGACUUGCGUUGACCUUUUUACAUAUUUAAUAAAAAAAUAUAUGUUAAAAUCU
Messenger RNA from Rattus rattus (black rat), 4010 nucleotides. RefSeq names its product microtubule associated protein RP/EB family member 2 (gene Mapre2). NCBI's taxonomy places the organism in Eukaryota, Metazoa, Chordata, Mammalia, Rodentia, Muridae. Gene Ontology annotation, molecular function: microtubule plus-end binding. Gene Ontology annotation, biological process: protein localization to microtubule plus-end; spindle assembly; regulation of microtubule polymerization or depolymerization. The transcript has 7 exons. Gene Ontology annotation, cellular component: spindle midzone; cytoplasmic microtubule; microtubule organizing center. Bases 126 to 1106 code for a protein of 326 amino acids. The record is from RefSeq and is a predicted model, not a curated record.